AGCAGCCCUCCUCCACCAUCCACGCAAGCUGUGAGACUGGACUUCAAACACCCGCCCCGCUGGCAGGGCACCCCCAGUACAAUAUCCACGCGGGUAAAACUCCCUGAACGAUGCGAUUCCUCCUCUACGGGUGCGCGACAGUCGCCCUCACCGGCGCCGUCAUCGCAAAUGCAUGGAUGCAGCGGGGGCAGUUUUUCACCGCCGCCAUCCACUUGACGAGAUCUAGCUCUAGUCUUAUGGUUCUGUUAAAUAUGGGUCUGUAUGUGACGGUCCUGGCGGGGCGAGCGCUGCAACGACUAUUCUUUGGUCGGCUGCGAGCGUUGGAAGUAGAGCAUCUCUACGAACGAUCAUGGUUCGCAGUCACCGAGACCUGUUUAGCCAUGACCAUCUUCCGCGACCAGUUCGAUGUGCGGUUCAUCGUUCUGUUUGCGAUGCUGUUACUCGUAAAGAUCUUCCAUUGGCUGAGCCAGGACCGGGUUGACUUUAUGGAGCAAUCACCGAACCCGUCGCUUGGAUGGCAUUUGCGGAUGCAGAUCAUGAUGGCGUUGCUUACUGUGGUCGACCUGAUAAUGGUCCUGUAUUCCGUACAACAUACGACGACGCGUGGGGCGAGCAUGAUGAUCAUCUUUGGAUUCGAGUAUACGAUCCUGCUAUCGCUGAUAUUAUCGACCUUCGUGAAGUAUCUGCUGCACUCUUACGAUCUGCGGAGGGAUACGCCAUGGGAAGAGAAAUCGAUGUACAUAUUCUAUGUCGAUUUGCUGCAUGACUUUGAGAAACUCGUAACCUACAUCUGCUUCUUCGCCAUCGUCGUGUACUACUACAGUCUCCCCCUGCAUAUCGUCCGCGAUCUCUACAUGACCCUCCGCAGUUUUGUCAACCGAUGUCGCGAUCUCAUCCAGUACCGCCGCGCCACCGCCAACAUGAACGAGCGAUACCCCGAUGCGACCGUCGAGGAUCUCAAUGGGACGGAUCGUGUGUGUAUCAUUUGUAGGGAGGAGAUGGAGGUUGCUGCCCAGCAAGCAGCACCAGCGGCGGCGGCGGCGGGUGGGGCGGGUGGAGCGGCUCCGGUGCCACCACAGCAGGAUGCGGCGGGGGCGUCAAAUAGACGGCCGGCGGGACACCCAGACACCCCUAAGAAACUGAACUGUGGACAUAUUUUUCACUUUCAUUGUCUGAAGAGCUGGUUGGAGAGGCAGCAGAGUUGUCCGACGUGUCGGCGGUCGGUGUUGGAGCAACCCACACCUCCACCAACUGCACCCGCCAACGCCGCAGCAGCAGCAGCAGCCCAACAACAACCACCAGCAGCAGCAGGAGGGGCACCAGCCCUCCCCAAUGCCGACUUCCAAGCCUUCCUCCGCCAACACCAACAACAAUUCGCGGGAGGGAUGUUCCAUGGUCUCGCGGGUGCUGCCCCGCCACCACAACCACCGCAACCACCACAGCAGCCGGCGGGGAGUAGCAGUGCACCAGGCGCGACGGCGGUGCCGGUGAGAAGUCUCCCCACCCCGCUGAAUACGGCAUUCCCGCCACCGCCGCAUGUGGGUGCGCCGGGGGUUAUGUACCCGAUCACGCUCACGCCGCUUAUACCGCUGAGUGGGGCUAAUCUUGGGGCUUUGCAAGCACCCCAAAUACAAACCCUCGACCACCUAACCGACGCGCAGCUCCGCGACAUGGACGGCCAAUCGCGCGAGGCCAUCAGCGCACGGAUCAGAGCCCUGCAGAGUGUUCAGAGCCAGAUCACGGGGAUCAUCACCCAGUUGACGCAGAUUUCGACGUUGAUUCCGCCGCCGAAGAUGGCAGCGGGCUCCGGGGCGAGUGGGGUGGGAGCGGGAGCGGGAGGGGAGGCCAGUGGAGGGUUUUCAUCAUCAUCGUUUGGGACGGGAGUCGGGGUUGGCAAGUCUCAUGCCUCGCCAUCAUCUUCGGCGGCCGCGGGACCUGAAGAACCCGCGCCAGUAGCUAGGCCCGCCUCAUCUUCCGCAACGGAACCGGCAACAGUGAAGCCGGAUGAUAAGGGCAAAGGCGUCGCUUUGUAAAAAAAAGACCAACUGUACAUGUAUCAAGAACAUAGCUCAACAGCCAGAUUUGGCCUGAUUGGGAAGGCAAAGGCAAUUAAUUCAUUGUGUUUCCGUCAUGCGGACGUUCUCCCCAAACGG
Molecule: messenger RNA, 2153 nt
Organism: Fimicolochytrium jonesii
Lineage: Eukaryota; Fungi; Chytridiomycota; Chytridiomycetes; Spizellomycetales; Powellomycetaceae
Exons: 8
Coding region: 111-2033 (640 amino acids)
Cellular component (GO): cytoplasm
Molecular function (GO): zinc ion binding
Source: RefSeq, a predicted model, not a curated record